Messenger RNA from Sinocyclocheilus grahami, 1506 nucleotides. RefSeq names its product mucin-2-like. The record is from RefSeq and is a predicted model, not a curated record. The transcript is spliced from 2 exons. NCBI's taxonomy places the organism in Eukaryota, Metazoa, Chordata, Actinopteri, Cypriniformes, Cyprinidae. The annotation marks the transcript as partial.
AGCAGGGACUCUCCAUCUAGCUGGCUUGAUGUGGAUCACCAAUGUCCCAUAAGAAAGAAGCUGUUGAUUUCAGAACCUAAGCUCAGCUCCUCUGUGAGUGAGACCAACCUCCAGAACACAUCGGGAGAGUUUGACCCAGAUGACUUCAUUACAAAUGUGAAACGGCUAGCAAUUCCGUUCAAUCUUCCUCAACGCAAACAUAACAAACAUCGCCUGCAAACACCUCCGUUUGCCAUGCCUGCCAUCAAAGAAGACCGCCUUGAGAAGCCCUUUGAUCCGGAGGAGUUCCAGUAUGGCUUGAGGCGAAGGAGGGAAUUCAUUUUGAAUCUGGCACCCAGUUCGAUAUCCAAGAGUCAAGCCACAAUAGUCAAGGAGGAGGACACCAAACCUAAGCGAGAGAGCAUCCUCACAAGGUCCCUGAUCUUCCAGAGAGCAAGGAAGGAGUCUGAAAAAGAAGAGGUAGAAAAAGAGGAAGGAUCAGAUGAGAAUAGAACAGAACCACUGAAGGCAAAGUCUCGUUUGGAGAGGUGCUCAAUUGUCAGCAUUCUAUGCAGUCCCAGCAAAGGGAGACGAAUGGAGUUUUUAAGCCCCACUGAGUGUCCUUCAGAUGGGCUGUUAUCACCAAGCGAUGGUUCUGGGUCUACAGCACCUCCACAAUCACAACUAGCACCAACUACAGAACCACCUAAACUGGUCCCAGUAGAGGAAACCCUAGCUAAGAAUGAGAGCCAUGAUACCCAGUCUGGUUCUCAGGUUAUUCUAAAACCUAGCAAGGACAUUGGGCCUGCCGUGAUACCUGACCUCAAAACAACUUCAAGAGACCCCACGGUCACUCUUUCAACAGACACUAACGCUCCUUCUCCUCCCAUUGGUACCCAGACUAGUUCCCAGUUUGUACCAAAACCUAUGAAAGAUGAUGGACCUACACUGACACCUGACUUGAAAACGACUUCAUUAGACCCUCCAGUCACCAUGUUGACAGACAUUAAAGCUCCUCCAACAUCUAGUUAUGCACAGUCUGGUUCACAAUAUGUUCUAAAACCCAUCAAGGAUGAUGAACCUGCCAUGACACCUGAUCUCAGAACAACUUCAAGAGACCCCACAGUCACUAUGUUUACAGACUCUAAUGCCCCACCACUUCUCAUCAGUACCCAGACUGGUUCUGAUGUUCUGCAACCUGAUGGACCGACCCUGAAAACAACUCCAGUAGAUCUCACUGUCACUAAAGUAACAGAUGCUAUUGCUCCUCCACCACUUCCUUCCUUUGAUGACAUCAAGUUGCCUAGUUUCCUGGAGAAAUUUCUUCCAAAGGAACCUGAAAAUGCUCAACCAUCAGAUAAGAUCGACUCACUGGUGGCUAGAGAAAGUGCUUUCAUACCUGGCCUAGUGGAUCUGAAUAAGGCUGCUGACGGGAAGAUCCCAGAAGAUACGAUUCCACCGGCACCUGUAGUUCCAGCGGCUCAAAUCCCUCAAGCUAAACCUCAGAAAGAACUACCAAAUGUAUGA